Messenger RNA from Alternaria conjuncta, 762 nucleotides. RefSeq lists its product as uncharacterized. The transcript is spliced from 2 exons. The coding region runs from base 1 to 762 and encodes 253 amino acids. Gene Ontology annotation, molecular function: catalytic activity. The record is from RefSeq and is a predicted model, not a curated record. NCBI's taxonomy places the organism in Eukaryota, Fungi, Ascomycota, Dothideomycetes, Pleosporales, Pleosporaceae. Gene Ontology annotation, biological process: DNA repair.
AUGGCUCUCAGAAGAUCGGCGAGAGCGGCGACACGCACUGCGCAACAGACCGCGAGUACUGCGAUGAAAAGAAGACACUCUGGUUCGUCGACUGGUGAAGAGACGCUCAGCAAGCGCGUCGACAGCCGAGCAGCCAAUCGUUCCGCGAAAAGAGACGGAAUUGCGCAAAGCAGUGAUGGAGACAAGAAGAAGCCAAACGACCAGGCCAGCAAUGUCAAAGCAGAGGAGCCCACAGCCGGCGACAACGCCGGCGCCGACAAGAAAUGGAAAGCAUGGUCCGCCCACGCGACAUCCACGCCAUACCCUGACUUCGGCCACCCCACAAACCGCGAGUGCCAACUAGCCUACGAUAUCCUUCACAAACUGCACAACACCGCCGUAGAAGCCGAGUUCAAAGACACCAACACACCCGAGACAAUCCCAUUCGUCCUCGACGCCCUCAUCGUCGCCGUGCUUAGCCAAGCCACGAGCUGGAACAAUGCGAAACGCGCAAUGGACAGUAUGAAAGACACGUACGGCUCGGUGUUCGCCUACGAGGAGAUAUAUAAUGGGGGUUCGGAAAAGCUACAAGAGACGAUCCGCUGCGGCGGCUUGCACAUCAGAAAGACUAAGAUCAUCAUGUCCAUCCUUGAGGAAGUGAAGCGCCGCUACGGACACUGGAAUCUCGACCACCUUCUCGAAGCCAGCGACGAAGAUGCCAUGAAAGAGCUCAUGAGCUACAAGUACGUGGGCCCAAAGUCUGCGUUCGUGGUUCACGGUUGA